This is a messenger RNA of Colletotrichum destructivum, 3968 nucleotides long. RefSeq names its product Putative cyclin PHO80, Cyclin-like superfamily. The coding region runs from base 1405 to 3432 and encodes 675 amino acids. Lineage: Eukaryota; Fungi; Ascomycota; Sordariomycetes; Glomerellales; Glomerellaceae. Gene Ontology annotation, molecular function: cyclin-dependent protein serine/threonine kinase regulator activity; protein kinase binding. Gene Ontology annotation, biological process: regulation of cyclin-dependent protein serine/threonine kinase activity. Gene Ontology annotation, cellular component: cyclin-dependent protein kinase holoenzyme complex; nucleus. The record is from RefSeq and is a predicted model, not a curated record. The transcript has 3 exons.
CUAAUCCAUACCAAAAAUUCCCCAAUCCUAAUCCUAUGCUUUUGAACCAUACACCAGCCAGCAACCGCCCCGUCCAGGCGCGGAUACGCUACCGCCAUGCUUCACGCUACUCCAUCCACCAGGAUGAGGUACUUAGUCCCCCAAGAUAUGUGUGAGGUGUGAGGUGUGUGAAUGAAGAGAAGACAGAGAGUCCAGACAACGAACGACGACGCAACCAUAUCACGCCCAGUACAUACCUACCUCCCUCCGUUUUUCAUUCUAUGUCACUUUUUAUUUUUUAUUUAUUUUGCUUCGGCUUCAAUCCAUCACAUCGGACUCUUUUUUUACAUUGACCCUGGUCCUGCCUGGCCUGGCCUUGCUUUGCCUUACUUGCAUUGCUUCUUCUUUUUCUUCCUCCCCCCUCCUCUUUUGCUGCUACUUGCCUCUUCUUUUUUUGUUGUUGCUGUUAUUACUCCUGCUUCUACUCUGAGAGACCGAGGGGAGAGAGGAGUAAUAUCAAACCCUCACACAGUACAAUACCAACACCCGUCCAUCCGCCUGCACCCUUUCUUGCAUCCUUACCGAAUCACGUCGCUCCAUUGACCUCACCACCCACGAGCCCUUCAUUUACACGGACGAUCUGAAGCACACCUCGGUGGUUUCCGGUCCCCCUUUUCCCACCUUACCUCAUACCUUCUGCCUUGUGCCGAAUUCCUCCUACAAAUCAACACCAAACCACCAAACUCCAUCCACCCCUCCGAGCUAGCUCGCCUGGCCGUCCCUGACCAAACGAACCCGUCUCCAAAGUCACCCUGCUCGUUCAGCACGACCUCCAACACCGAAAGCUGCUGCUGCUCCUGCACCACUGACGACGACCACGGCUAAAGGUCCGCCUUCCCUCCACAACAACAACCUCUGCGAAGAAGCUCUUGGUUUCCUUUACGCUUCGGACCAAGGUGCUCUCUCCAUUUCAUUCAGCCUUCUCCUGCCAUGGCCCGCCAGUCAACGAGGCGUCUCCGAUAAACCCAGCAUCAGCAAACCCUGCCUGUAAAGCCCGCCAACCCCCGCCACAACAAGACGAAGAAGCCACCCGACGAGAGGGAGAGCAUCCAGACAAUUCGGCUUGCCCUUCUUUCUGCCUGACUCCUCACCUCAACUCCCGCAAUUUCCUGCAGACGACCCGACGGAAACAACCUACAAGUGAAUCGCUGUCACAAACCCUACCACAGCUUCAAACCCGAUGUAGCAACCUGCGGCCUGGAUUUGCUUCCCUUACUUACACUCGUCGACCCGCCUCUCCCCCCUUCUUUCGGGCACUGUUUUCUCUCUCUCACAUAGUCCAAACCGAUAUUUGCCCUUUCCGCCUACGACCGACCAACUUGAGCUCCCUCCCCGAGCCACGCACCGAACUUGCUCCCCGCUCCGAUGUGUUCGACUGCUGCACCUUUGCCCUUCUACAACCUUCCUCUGUCUCCUGCACACCCCACGUCGUGCAGACGAGGCUACUCUCAACAGACAUCACACCCAGCCGCUCAUAAUCAGAAGCAGUUCAGGUUCGACCAAGGGCCAGAAGCUGCUCUCUAUCGGGGCGGGCUUCGCACGCCGCCAACCGAAGCCAUGAGUGCUACCUACCACGCCCCUCACCUCGUCGCAUACGACAGUCAUGUUCUUCCCUCAUAUCCCACCGCCGUUGCCCAGGCUCGGGGUCCUAAGGCGGUCAUGGCCGAAGCUGCUGCGAGGGCUCCUCAAUAUUCUCGGUACACCCAGCCAACAACGAAUUCCUACUCACAACCCCAGCAGCCAGCUGUGAACCCGGCGUCCGGCACCAGCCAGUACUCCACGACCUCCCGACAUUCGACUCGCUCGUCAACACCGACAUCAGGCGCCAUCGGCAAGUCGGAUGGCGCCUCAUCAUCACGAAAAGGCUCGUCAGCUCUCGUUCUGCACAGUCUGUCGAUACCAAGCUGUAUCAACCCCAAGGGUGGAAACUUGGCAGACUUUGCGGCUCAGAUUACAUGCCUUUUCUGGUUCGAAUCGAUAGAGACUCUGCGAGCCGCCGAGAGCAUCCGAUCACGACCAUCGACCGCCACGACGCCCCGGCUGACCGAAUACGCGACACCAUUCCCCCAGUUCAAAAAAUGGGCCUACAGCGUGUUGUCGACGACCCAAGUGACGCAGAACGUCAUCCUACUCGCUUUGCUGUUUGUGUACCGCUUGAAGACGACGAACCCCUCCGUCAAGGGAAGAUCGGGCAGCGAGUACCGUCUCCUGACGGUAGCCCUGAUGCUGGGUAACAAGUUCUUGGAUGAUAACACGUACACCAACAAGACCUGGGCUGAGGUCUCUGGCAUCACCGUACAAGAGAUCCAUGUCAUGGAAGUUGAGUUUUUGAGCAACAUGCGAUACAGCCUGUUGGCGACCAAGGAGGAAUGGGAGGAGUGGCUCGUCAAGCUAUCCUGCUUCUCAGAGUACUAUGAGCGGGCCCAGAAGCAACCGACCUCGCCACUGAACAAGUCGUUUACCUCGCCGGUCCCUUCGCCCACUGCUGUCAUCCAACCCGCCGUCUCGUUCCCUCCUCUCACACCUUCCACGACGAACGUCUUCUCACCGAACGCGGUCCAGCCAUGGCCCUCGGCCUCGACCUACUCCAACCCCCAACUGUCACCGCUUUCUGGCAAGCAUCUCGGGGGCAUGAACAGCCGGAAGAGGAGCUCGGAGGAGGACAUGACGGAGCCCCCGGCGAAGCGACUCAGCAGACAGCCCAACAGCACUAUGGCCCCAGUCGCCAGAACCCAAGGGGUCAGCGAGCAACCAAUGCGUCUUCCGGUCCCUAACCUCUCGCUGAACACCAACCCCUCGUCGGUACAGGCGCAGGUGUACCCGGGCAUGGCGACAUACCCGGCGCAGCAACACGUUUCGCUACCGCCCCUGAGCAACGGUGUUCGCGCCAUGGCGACGGUAUACCCUCCCGCCACCACCGUCUCCAUGUCCCAGCUGCCUAUGCCGGCCUCGGCCUCGAUGCCCCAGGCCUCACUUACGCCAUCAAACGUCCCGAUGCACAAUGUCAUGGGGUACGGCACGCCGACCAAGAGGCAUAGCCCUGGCAGUCUCUCGGUGUACGCGUCGUCGCCACUGGGCGAGCAGUUUCCAACAUCGGUUAUGCAUACUCCUAUCGCACACACGCCUAUCUCGCACUCGCCAAGUGUAUACCUACAGCAGCGACCGAGCCCAUACAAGCCUAUUCGGCACGUCAACACACUGCUCUACCCCCCGCCGUCGGCGUCUCUCAACGAGUACCAUCUGCCUACGACGCAGAUGCACUACCAGCCUCUUGGACGACGGAACGACCUGCGAACCGGUGUUGUCCCAGAGUUUAUGCACGCACCAUACCGGAUGAGCGCGCAGAUGCCGCAAAUGCCCCACGGGCUACCGCAGGGACCGUACCCGAACUAGGAGAUCGGGCGUCUCGUGCAUUCAGCAACACCACUGUCACUUUUCAGAAUACCUCACUGAGGUGGAAUCUUUUAUCACUUGUUCUUAGCAUUGCAUUGUUUACGGCGUCGACCGAGGGCCACUCAUUUAUUUACGACCAGCCUGGGUAACGACCUGGUUGAACGUUUUCGGGAUUUCCGGGAUUAGGACAAGGAAAGGGACGACUCAUGGCUCAACUGCUAAAAUUGCAUCAUGCGGAGUUGUCUUUUAAUAUUCUUUUGGCAUUUUGUUAGGGCCGUGGAAUCAUGGAGCGGCGGAUGGCGGUACGGCUGAAAGAAGGCCCAGGGUCGUGUAAUACCUACCAAAUCUUUCGAGGUGACUCGGAGCGCACCUCUCAGGCCCGACGCCCAUCCGUCCUGGUCGGAAGACUAAGGGGGCUCAGGGCCUGUCGGCCUUUUUUCAGCGUAGAUAGAAACAAAACGUCAGCGAUGACGACUAGAUCACGAAAGAUCUAAGGAAUCAUAAACAAAGCAGUUCAAAAAAGGACUUUUCUGUCA